Molecule: messenger RNA, 2330 nt
Organism: Dipodomys spectabilis (banner-tailed kangaroo rat)
Lineage: Eukaryota; Metazoa; Chordata; Mammalia; Rodentia; Heteromyidae
Gene: Znf688
Product: zinc finger protein 688
Exons: 4
Coding region: 550-1365 (271 amino acids)
Biological process (GO): regulation of DNA-templated transcription
Source: RefSeq, a predicted model, not a curated record
GCCAAUCAUCGGCCGGUAUACACAGACAAGCGGGGAGAACGCUGUGAAGCUGCGGGCACGUCCAUCUUUCUUGAAGGCAAGAAGGUUUCCUAGACUUCCCAAUUCCACGGGAAGAAAAAAAGGGGAAAGAAGAAGAAGAAGAAAAAAAUCUCCCGUAGCGGCCAUUGAAUUUAAGGGCAGACGGGAGGCUGAGACAAAAGAAGCCAUAUUUGAUAUUCUCAGACACCAGCCCCUGAACUACAAGCAGUGGCACUUGAAGCCAGGUGGUCGCCAUCUUUUCUGAAGGCGCCUUCCGGGCCCUUUCACGGGGGGUCUCAGUCCUAACGGCCAUGAAAACAUCAAGGGAUUUUAUUUGUCCCCAUCAGCUCUCCCGCGUCCCUAGCUGCCAGUCCUGGACUUCGGUUCGCCUCGCCGGCAGCGUUCCGUUACCGAGGCUGGGCGGAGCCUGGGCCCGGGCCGCCCUUCCCGAGGACGGCGACAGCUGAGGCCGGGAGCAGGGGGCGGUGGUCCCGGGGACCAGGCGGCCUCUGCCCGGGGCCCGGAGCCCCGAUGGCGCCGCCUCCGGCCCCGCUGCUGGCUCUGGGACCCGGGGAGCUGCCGCCGGGUUGCAGGAAGCCCGGGGCCGUGAGCUUCGCGGACGUGGCCGUGUACUUCUCCCCCGAGGAGUGGGGGUGUCUGCGCCCCGCACAGAGGGCCCUGUACCGGGACGUGAUGCGGGAGACCUACGGCCACCUGGGCGCGCUCGGACUCCCUGGUCCCAAACCAGCUCUCAUUUCUUGGAUGGAAGGGGAGAGUGAGGCUUGGAACCCCGCCGCUCAGGAUCCUGAGGAGGGGGAAAACCUGGGAGGAGCUCUGCGAGGCGAUGCUCCAAACCAGAAGGAAGGGGAACCCAAGGGAAGGCCAGAAGCCGUGGGACCUGGGAAGGAGAAGCCCAAACCCCUGGUUAAACACAAACGUGACUCAGCUGUCAGCAAGGCCUCAGCCAGAGCACAGCGUAGGAAAGAAGCCCGGGACCAGGUCUCCACUGCGCAACCCCCUGUGGCAGUGCCCGGGGUGGAUGCCCAGGCCUGCCAGCGGCGCCAUGUGUGUACUGACUGUGGCCGCCGCUUUACCUACCCUUCGCUGCUGGUCAGCCACCGGCGCAUGCACUCUGGCGAGCGGCCUUUCCCCUGCCCCGAGUGCGGCAUGCGCUUCAAGAGAAAGUUCGCCGUGGAGGCACACCAGUGGAUCCACCGCUCCUGCUCCGGGGGCCGGCGGGGUCGUAGGCCUGGAAUCCGGGCUGUGCCUCGGGCCCCCGUGCGUGGAGACCGGGAUCCACCUGUGCUCUUCCGACACUAUCCGGACAUCUUCGAGGAGUGCAGCUGAGCCUGAGGCAGGUUGGAGCCAAAGCCUGGCUUUGGCACCUAAGACUCACUGGGCCCAGAGGGGUGGCUCCCAGAGACAGGGACUUGGGAACUCAAGUUCAUUCUUUUGGGGAUCCCUCAGGGAUCUCUCAAGUUUCCAUAUUGUAAAAAGAAAAGUGCCUGUAAAGAUUCCAAUAGAUUAAACUUGACAUCCCCUUCUCUCCCCUAGUCUUUUGCUCUACACACACACAUCCCCACCCCACCCCCACACACCAACCCAACCCAGUAUAAUGGUGCACACUUAGGAUCCUAUCCCAGCACUGAGGCAGAGGAUCACCAGUUCCAGGCCAGGCUAGCUAGCUUACAUAGUGAAGACUCUGGCUGGGGUUGUAACUCAGUGAUAAAGUGUAACCUAUUCUUGGUUCCAUCUUUAGCACCACCAAAGAAAGGAAGAAAGGAGCAAAAAGGAAGGAAGGAAGGAAGGAAAGGAGGGAGGCAGGCAGGCAGGCAGGCAGGCAAGCAGAAAGGAAGAAGGGAAGGAAGGAAGGAAAGAAGGAAGGAAGGAAGGGAGAAAUACUGAACCUUUCCUUAGUAUUGCUCCAACAACAUAAGUCGCUGACACCUUUACAUUAUCGGGGUUGAAGAGCAUCCUCUUUGGAAAGAACAUCCACUCAGUCCUUAUCUAUUUCAGAAGUAAGCAAAGAGGGAAACCAGCUAUGGGGAGGGGCUCAGUCAGGGCAAAGUCCUGCCCUCACUACUUGUCACCAGCAGGAAGCUGGACAGCUUGUUGCAGAAAGUACACAUGCAAGGGACAACCCUGAGUCUCAUCCACUAACGGACUCCUGGUAAGUCACAAGGCUUCCCUGGGCCUCAGUUUCCUCACCUGUGAAAGGAAGAUGAUAAUAUCUACCUCAGAAGGUGCUGUGAUGUCUGAAAUGAUAAUAAUAUGUAUGACGUAGUAAAUGUUCAAUAAACAUCGUUGAAUGA